Tuber aestivum (summer truffle) is the source of this 1237-nucleotide messenger RNA. The record is from the annotation of a GenBank genome assembly. NCBI's taxonomy places the organism in Eukaryota, Fungi, Ascomycota, Pezizomycetes, Pezizales, Tuberaceae.
AUGAUUCUUUCAAUUCCGCAACUAGCGGUUGUCUUUCUCUUUCUAGCGCCAUACGUCUCUUGCCAGACACCUGGCUCGGACCAGAACCUUGUGCAGGCGCUCGCAGAUAUACCAGAAUGUAAGAGGUACCGCGAGCUCCUCAUACGAAACCCAGACGCGCAAAAUCUCGAGCCAGGACAAUCAUAUUUUAUCUUCUGCCCUGGAAACGAAGCUGUUGAUCGCAAGAUCGCAGAGCCAGCGGGAAGCAAGGUCAAACGUGAUGAACGCAAAGCGGCCCGUGAUAUAGCAGCUAUGGGUGCCACAAAUCCCACAGUGACCAGGACGGCCGCGAAACGUCAAGUCACCAAUGUCCCCACAGGUACAACCACCGUAGUACUCUCCUCAUCAAAGCCCACCGGAGGAGCAAGUGCCACCGCUGAAAGUUCCCCGGGGGCGUCUCCGUCCACUUUCGCCCCAGCUCCUACUGGUUUCAGAACAUCAGGCCCCGAUCCAUUUGCUGCGGACCCUCAUCAGGCAACUCUCAGGACUCUUUUCAACGACACCGGCUUCGUUAACCUCGGGCCCGGGGCAUUUCUUCCCAUGGUGUCCUUUUCCACAUCCCCAGGAAAUACGAGCCCGAAACUUGUUUGCGGUCUUGGAAACAUCGUCGAUGUUGCUACCAGAAAUAUCCCUUUCAAUCUGGGAGUCAUUCAAGCCGCAAAAGAGUGAGCAUCCAACUCGUACCAGCUGUAGUGUCCAGACAACUAACUCCCAAUCCAGUUUCAUAACACUCCCGCAGACCUUCUCCCAAUCUGUCACCUUCUUUGCUCAAAGGAUCUUCCUAGCAGCACUCACAAAGUACAACCUCCUAACCACGUGCGAUAACACCCCGCUCAUUACAGUCUUCGUCCCCAUCGACUCGUCAUUGCCUGGAGAGCCCAGUGAGUGCGCUUGCAAGCAGCACAUCAUCGAGGGCCCACCGUUGUACACCCCCGACAUCGUGCUCGGAAGGCCAUACACCACUAAGGCUGGCGGAAGCGUCACGAUCGAGAUCAAGGACGGGGUGUAUACACUUACCGGUGGGGCUACAAUCGUGAAGGCAAAUGUGAUUACCAAGAACGGAGUUAUGCAUUUCAUAAACGGCACCAUUGGUGGAGAGUGUCAGCCCAAGGUAUACACUGGGGGGGGGAAUAGGGCGGGAGUCUGGGGCGGCGGAUUGGUUGGGUUGGUGGGUGUCGUAGUUGGGCUCUUGGCUUAA